AUGCACGACGGCCCGCGGGCCAAACGACCGCGGCACGACCCCGCCGGCGGCGACGACGCUGGUGGCGACGCCGACCAACCCAUGGAAUCGGACACCACGCCCGACCCCAUGCAACUCCAAGCACGCACGAUCAACGUCACUAGCCUCGCCAAGGCCCGCCGGACCACCAUCCUGUCCUCCCGAGACGCGAUGGCAGCUGGCAUCGUGUGCUUGCAGGAGAUCCGCCAGCGGGAGCUUCGCCCCAGGCACGGGAUGGUGGGUAUUCGCGCGGCGCGCGCUACUGUCCUCUCGACCUACGGCCCCGCCGAGCUCGACCGCGACUGGUUCCACCGCAGUUUCACCUUCUUUCGCACGCUCGGCCACCUCGGCCACCCUAUCUUCAUCGCUGGGGACUUGAACUGGCGCCCCACCUACGCAGGGGUCAUCGGACACGGCUGGCGCCUCGACACCGCCGCCGACGGCUCACCAUCAACCACGACCACGGUGAAUACCUGCCCGACGCGCGCCCUGUUCUGGGGAAGCCCCGACGCCAGGCCACCGCUGCAUACCAACACCACGCUCUUGGCUGGCAUUCCGCACCACGGCCUCGUCAGCUACACGCUCAACGUCCCGUACACGGAACAAACCACCCACCGCCUCCGACAGACCGCCACCUACGCCCCAGCCCGCGACGCUCCUCCCGAAGAGAGAGCUCUUAUGCAGGAACUGAUUGAUUUGGAAUUUCAUGCUCCCCUGAUUUCCGACGACGACGACAGCAACCCGCCGCUCACGGACCGAUGGGACUACUGGCACCUACGCGCCGAACAGGCGAUGCUAGUGGCAGUCGACCGUGGCUGCAUGCAGCUCGACCAACUGGCCGAACGGCCCAAGGGCUCCAAGCCCACGACUCGACGCACCUUGCACUCACCGGCGCACCGACUGGACCAGUCGAUAGCCCUCCUACGCCUGCAACGCCUCCACAGGGCCCUCGCAGAACACCUGCGCCAGGGAGGCCGAAGCGACGACUACCUCGCGCCGAGGCACCACCGUUCGGUAGCCCAAGCGGCCCUCGACGGCGUCCUCAACGCGCAAGCCUGCGGCACCCCAUGCUACUCCGACGCCCUCCACUGGAUCUACCAGGCGACCUCGGCGGAGCAAGCCCGUCUCCAGGACGGGGCUAACCGCCAACGGCGACAGAGAUUCGCCACCUGGAGCAACGACCUCUGGUCCUAUACGACUCCCAUGUUCAAGGCCACGCCGCCGACGCCCGCCAUGAACGUCCACGACAUGCGCCGGCAAUGGCAUGACCAAUGGUGCCCCGACAACUACGACGGCGACUCGCACCACCAACGCUGGAAGACCUAUGAGGCGGACACUGUCUUCCCGAAAUCCGACAAGGCCUCCGACUGGACACCCUCCUGGGGCCAGUUCCGGGAAGCCAUCCAACGCGCCAAGGGUUGCCUUGGGCUUGACGGCUGGAGCUGUAAGGAGCUCCGCGCUCUGGCCCACUGGUUCCCGGCCAUCGUCCGCGAGCUGUUCGACCUCUGGACUGCCGCGCCCACGGCAGCUGCCCAAGCCAAGGGCCACCUCUCGCCCGACCUCCCAUGA
Molecule: messenger RNA, 1587 nt
Organism: Prorocentrum cordatum
Lineage: Eukaryota; Dinophyceae; Prorocentrales; Prorocentraceae
Source: the annotation of a GenBank genome assembly